This is a messenger RNA of Paramecium sonneborni, 1147 nucleotides long. The record is from the annotation of a GenBank genome assembly. Lineage: Eukaryota; Ciliophora; Oligohymenophorea; Peniculida; Parameciidae.
AAUGGACUCAGCAUUUUUGUUUUGGGAAAAGCACUUUAACAAUCAAAUUGAAGUAAGUUGGGAUGAAUUUAGUGAUGCCUUUUCUAAGUUUAUCUUAUAGUAUGGAUCAAUUAUUUUAGAUGAAGAAUAAUUAUUAUUCAUUAAAUAGAUUAUCGAUCCUGAUUACAGAAAUGUCAUUAAAAUUGGAGAUUAUAUCAUAUUUUAUGAGAUAGUAUUCUAUUAAAUAUAUCAUUAGUAUUGGAAAAUAUAAUCUAAAAGAUAAGCAUUGUUCAAACAUUAAUUUACAUUGUAAUCCUUUUAAAUUCCUAAAUAAAUAUUAAGAUGCAUUUAACUAAAGGUUCUCUACAUCACUAAUGGAUAUCCAGAUUAAUUUAGAGACAUUUAAAUUACUAGAACUACUUAAAACAACCUUCCUUUGAAAUAAGAGGAAGUAUUUACUAUUGGAAGUGGAUAAAAUUGUGAUCUUCAAAUUUUGAAUGACUUAAAAGUUAAUCCUAUACAUACUAAGUUUAUAUGGACUCCAAAUAAUCUAUUCUUAAUUAAAGAUAAUUCAAAAUCAUUUAGAACAUGUUAAAGAAUCAAAUAAUAACUUAUUUUAGAUGCUUAUAUGAUUAUUAAACUCAAUUAAGAAACUUUAUUCUAAGUCAAAUAUAUUUAACCUAUUCCCAAAUUUUCAACUCAAAUUUCUACUUUCUAAGAGAGUCUCAAAAAUUCUUUACCUGAUCUUCUUAAAUAAAUAAGUUAAUAUAAAUCAGUUUAAGAUUUUAGAGAACGAAAAAUUAAUUUUAUUCAGCAUGAAGAAGAACCAAUUUUAAUUAUUGAAUUUAUUGGAGGACCUUUAAAAGGAUAAGAAUUUACACUUAAACCUAAUUAAGAAUUUAUAUUAGGUUGUGGUAAAAAAUGUUUUAUAGUUAUUCAUGACUCUACUUUGUAAAAAGAACAUUGUUUAAUUAAAUUUAAAAAUAACUAAUGGUUAAUCUAUCCAAAAGAAUCAAAUCAUUUAGAUCCUACUCAAUUUGGUACAUUUGCUUUAUUAGCUAAUCAAUAAUAAUAUGAUUUAUAUUUACCUAGCAAAUGCCAUGUAUUACAUGAAGGAAUGUAGAUUCUCAUUGGACCAAUUCUGUUCCAAAUUCAUUAUUUUUAUUGA